Juglans regia (Persian walnut) is the source of this 783-nucleotide messenger RNA. RefSeq lists its product as uncharacterized. NCBI's taxonomy places the organism in Eukaryota, Viridiplantae, Streptophyta, Magnoliopsida, Fagales, Juglandaceae. The transcript is spliced from 5 exons. The record is from RefSeq and is a predicted model, not a curated record. Gene Ontology annotation, biological process: maturation of 5.8S rRNA. Bases 113 to 667 code for a protein of 184 amino acids.
UCCGUUCCAUAAUGUUUCUUUCUUGCGCCGAGAGAGGACCGAGCGACAGAGACGGAGAGAGGUUGGUUAAAGUUUUUCUUUGAGCUUUAGUGGCUGAAACCCGGACGCGUAAAUGGCCAAGCGGGAGCUUUCUAGCACUCUGAGGAACCUGAAGUUCAUGCAAAGGGCGGCUUCGAGAGAGGAAAAUAAGAAGAAAGAGGAAGAGUUCAAAUCUGAUGGGAAUUUCUGUUCUCCUAAUACCAUUAAUCGAAAGUGUGUGGUUAUAAUGGAAGGUGAUCCUCAUCCUGGUGCAAUUAAAGGCCGCAUGUCAUUUCAAAGUUUCAAUCCUUCUAUUGAUAAACUGACUGAAGCAGCUGAAGACACAGUGUCUGCCUCUUCUUUUGAUGGUAAAAGUGGAGGACUAUCUUUUCGAGAAGAUGAAUCCUCAACGGAUGGAGCAGGGUGCUCAAACAUUGAAAAAUCUAAUUGCAAGGCUAAUGGAGAUCUUAAAAGAAAGCAACCUGAAGUAGUGUAUGACACAAAAAACCCGAAUAAAUUACCGAAAGAUGUUCAAGGUAGUCAACAAUCAUCGCCAAAUAACAGUAAAGGCUCCUUCAAGAAGCCAAAAGAUAAAAAACUUGAUUGGAGUGUUCUUAGACCAUCGAGGGGUCAAAACAAAAGAGGGUGAUUAUAUUAGAUGAUUGAUAUACACAAUUGUGUCAAUUUCUCUUUGAUUUGCUUUGACGUCCGAAAACUUGAAUCUAUAGUCUCUUAAUGUGUUAUUGAUCCUAGUUUUGUUAGCCA